GCGCGGGCCAGCAGGAGCGCCGACGGAGAAAAGGCGCGAGCGGGCCGGGAAGGCUCGGGGGCCGGAUACCUUGUUGCCGCUGUUGCUGCCUCUACCCUCCGCCGCCGCCGCCGCUGCCGCUGCCUCCGAGCCGCCCCUGUGUAAGGAUCCACUUCCAGGACCACCGCCAUGUCAAGCCGCGGUGGGAAAAAGAAAUCCACCAAGACCUCCCGGUCAGCCAAGGCGGGAGUCAUUUUCCCUGUGGGGCGGAUGCUGCGGUAUAUCAAGAAAGGCCACCCCAAGUACCGGAUUGGAGUGGGGGCACCUGUGUACAUGGCUGCCGUGCUGGAGUACCUGACUGCUGAGAUCCUUGAGCUGGCCGGCAAUGCAGCGAGAGACAACAAGAAGGGGCGGGUCACACCCCGGCACAUCCUGCUGGCUGUGGCCAAUGAUGAAGAGCUCAAUCAGCUGCUCAAAGGAGUCACCAUAGCCAGUGGCGGAGUGUUGCCGAACAUCCAUCCUGAAUUGCUAGCAAAGAAGCGAGGCUCCAAAGGAAAGUUGGAAGCCAUCAUUACACCCCCACCAGCCAAAAAGGCCAAGUCUCCAUCCCAGAAGAAGCCGGUGGCUAAGAAAGCAGGAGGCAAGAAAGGAGCCCGGAAAUCCAAGAAGAAGCAGGGAGAAGUGAGCAAGGCGGCCAGCGCGGACAGCACGACCGAGGGCACGCCUGCUGACGGCUUCACGGUCCUCUCCACCAAGAGUCUCUUCCUCGGCCAGAAGCUGAACCUUAUUCACAGUGAAAUCAGUAAUUUAGCCGGCUUUGAGGUGGAGGCCAUAAUCAAUCCUACCAAUGCUGACAUUGACCUUAAAGAUGACCUAGGAAACACGCUGGAGAAGAAAGGUGGCAAGGAGUUUGUGGAAGCUGUUCUGGAACUCCGAAAAAAGAAUGGGCCCUUGGAAGUAGCUGGAGCUGCCGUCAGUGCAGGCCAUGGCCUGCCCGCCAAGUUUGUAAUCCACUGUAACAGUCCAGUCUGGGGUGCAGACAGGUGUGAAGAACUUCUGGAAAAGACAGUGAAGAACUGCUUGGCCUUAGCCGACGAUAAGAAGCUGAAAUCUAUCGCAUUCCCAUCCAUUGGCAGUGGAAGGAAUGGGUUCCCGAAGCAGACAGCAGCCCAGCUGAUUUUGAAGGCCAUCUCCAGUUACUUUGUGUCCACCAUGUCCUCCUCCAUCAAGACCGUAUAUUUUGUGCUUUUUGAUAGUGAGAGUAUAGGCAUCUAUGUGCAGGAGAUGGCCAAGCUGGACGCCAACUAGGCCAAGGAUGCCCAGAACCCGCUCACACUAUGUCCUCUGCCUCUGCCUGGGAAGAAAGAAAGAGAGGAAGAAAGAAAGAAAAGAAAAGAAAGAAAGAGAGAGAGAGAAAGAAAGAAAGAAAAAACUCCCCUUCACUCUUACUGGGAGGCGGGACCCCUUUCAUUUUCAGUUUUGCUCAUCUAGGGAAAAUAAGGUUUGGUUUCCAGUUUAAUUGUUUUUGACCUUCUAAAAUGUUUUUACGUUAGCACUGAUAGUUGGCAUUACUGUUGUUAAGCACUGUGUUCCAGACCAUGUCUGACUUAGUGUAACCUAGGAGAUUUUAUAGUUUUAUUUUAAUGGCAUCCCGAUUGACGCAGAGCAGUGGGAAGAGCAGUCCCCUCUACGUGUCACAGCAGCCAGGAAGCCCCGUUUGUAACCGUGUGUCGUGGUGCUCUAUUGUACACCCAGUGGCGUUCUUUUUACUAUAAUGUUUUUCCCCUCAGAAGGAAAGUCAUGGAUUUGCAGCAGACCCAAUUUUUGUUAACUUUUUUGUCUUAAUGAUGGAUUUGAAAAUGAAACAUUUAAAAGAACAGAAUCUGUUGUCUUUAAUUAUAUUUGCAAUUUGAGAUUUGUGUGAAUUGAUUUAGUAAAAUGUUAAACUGUU
Jaculus jaculus (lesser Egyptian jerboa) is the source of this 1930-nucleotide messenger RNA. Its product is annotated as core histone macro-H2A.1. The transcript is spliced from 9 exons. The record is from RefSeq and is a predicted model, not a curated record. Gene Ontology annotation, biological process: nucleosome assembly. Bases 169 to 1287 code for a protein of 372 amino acids. Lineage: Eukaryota; Metazoa; Chordata; Mammalia; Rodentia; Dipodidae. Gene Ontology annotation, molecular function: structural constituent of chromatin; protein heterodimerization activity; DNA binding. Gene Ontology annotation, cellular component: nucleosome.